GAGGUGCCACCGAAAUGACGUAGCAAUUUGCUGUUUCUUUCCUGCUUGACGACUCUCGCCUUUUCUCUCGCGCCCUCUCCGUGUACAGUGAGCGAGAGCGAGGGGGGAGUCAGAAAAACAGCCACAGCAGCCCUCCGCCCCAGCGCGCGGCUCCGGUAAUUGUGCACUUGCCUAUGUGGGCUUCCCAUUCAUACUCUCACAACCGGGCACGCAUGCUUGCCACCACUCACAUCUUACAUGGCAUUUUGACGCUGGCUCAUCUUUGUUUUUCUGUAUGCAACUCUUGCAGAGUCACCCGUUGGCUCAUCCUGCGUGAUAUCGUCUUUGGUGCUGCUGGAGCCCGUGGAAGAAUUGUAUUCACAUCGGCUCUACGCUGCCUGCUGAUCGCUUCAUUUGUUUCCCUAUUCUGAAUGACGGGCGGCGGACGGUUCGACUUCGACGAUGGAGGCACUUACUGCGGGGGCUGGGAGGAUGGGAAAGCCCAUGGACACGGUAUCUGCACAGGACCCAAGGGCCAGGGCGAAUACGCCGGGUCCUGGUCACACGGGUUCGAGGUAGUCGGGGUCUACACCUGGCCCAGUGGGAAUACAUACCAGGGAUACUGGUCGCAAGGGAAGCGGCAUGGGCUUGGGGUUGAGACCAAGGGGAAGUGGAUCUACCGCGGGGAGUGGAGCCACGGCUUUAAGGGUCGCUACGGAGUCCGCCAGAGCCACAGUACACCUGCUAGAUACGAUGGAACUUGGAGUAAUGGUCUACAAGACGGAUAUGGCAUCGAGACCUACGGGGAUGGCGGUACGUACCAGGGCCAGUGGAUGGGCGGGAUGCGUCAUGGUUACGGGGUGCGUCAGAGUGUGCCUUACGGGAUGGCCACGGUCAUCCACUCUCCGCUACGCACCUCGCUGGCCUCGCUCCGCAGCGUCCAGAGCAACGGCGCCCUGCACGCUGACCUGGCCGGCGGCGACACGCCCGUGGGCACGCGCGGCGGCUUCGUGCUCAACUUCCACAGCGACAGCGAGGUGGCCGCCGCCGCCGGCAAGAAGAAGGGCCUGUUCCGGCGCGGCUCGCUCUUCGGCUCGCUGCGCAAGCUGCACAAGUCCGAGUCGCGGACGUCCAUCUCCAGCAAGCGCAGCUCGGCGCGCUCCGACGCCACCACCAUGAGCCGCAUCAGCUCCAGCGACGGCAACUCCACCAUCAGCUACGGCGACGGCGACGGCAGCGGCGGCGGUGAUGCGGACUACGCGGCGCCCGAAGACCACGUGGACGCCACCACCACCGAGUCCUACAUGGGCGAGUGGAAGAACGACAAGCGCUGCGGCUUCGGCGUCUCCGAGCGCUCCAACGGCAUGAAGUACGAGGGCGAGUGGCUUAACAACCGUCGCCAUGGCUACGGCGCCACCGUCUUCCCCGACGGCACCAAAGAGGAAGGGAAAUACAAAAAUAACGUGCUGGUGCGCGGGAUACGCAAGCAGAUCAUCCCGCUCAAGAACCCCAAAACCAAAGAGAAGGUCGACCGGGCCGUGGACGGGGCACGCAGGUCCGCAGCCAUCGCACGCACAAAAGUGGAAAUAGCAGCAUCAAGAACUUCUCAUGCGCGCACCAAGAGUGAGGCGGCCGACACGGCGGCUCUGGCUGCGCUGCACGACUCCGACCUGGCCAGGAGUGUCGCCACCGAGCUGUCCCCCAACUUCCACCAACCAGGUCUGGACUAUGUGAAGCAGAUGUUUGCGGAGCCGGAGGUGGUGACCGUGGAAGCCCCUCCCCCAGAGGAGCCCAAACCGGAGCCGGAGGCGGAGCCUGAUAAGAAGGACGCCUCCCACUUCUACCCGAAGGGCACCACGCCCUCCACGUCCCCCGCCCAGAGCCCCGGCGCCUCCCCGCCCCGCACCAAGAAGGUCUCCACCGUGGUCCCCCCCAGCGUGGCGCGCAAGCUCAGCAAAGAUCACAGCGCCGCCGUCAGCCGCAAGCUCAGCAGGGAAGAGAAGGCCACCGACGCCUCCGCCGGCAAAUGCGUCAGGAUGGCACCAACCCCGCCCCCACCGCCAGCCGCCCUCCCGCCGCCCCAGACCACCGCCCAGGAAGCGGGGCCCCCCAAGCCGCCCAAGAUGGCCGAGCCGGACUCCGAGCCGACCAAGCAGAACGGCAUGCUGAGCCGGCAGCGCGCCUACCACAGCUACUACGUCAAGACGCCCGUCAAGGCCCCGCCCCCCGAGGAGCCCGAGGAGCCGGAAGAGGAGGAGCCUACGCCCCUCGCCCUGGCGCGCAUGCCCCCGCCCCCCAAACCCACGCUGGGCCUCAUCAAGAAGCAGGAGUCGCUAAAGCCAAAGAGUCUCGCGGAAACUAAGAAAGCCAGCGUUGAGAUCCUAGAAGUCGAGGAGGCGCAGUCAGGUCCUAAUUCGAUAUUGGUUGCCAUGGUUAUGCUUUUGAAUAUUGGUCUUGCAAUUAUUUUCGUCCAUUUCCUGACAUGAUGCACUGGAACCUGAGUGGAGUCAUGAAAGCCAUUGCAGUUGCAGUGUCGACGGCCCUUACAGAAACAAAAUGGCGUCAGGCGCCUCAGGACCAGCCAACUUAGUGUCGGGAUGAUGGUGAACCACUGGGGAGAUGCAUGAAAACAUGAAAACGUGGAACAGCCAGCGGAACAAGAGAUGACCGCACAGCUGCCUGCCUGAUGCCUCCAGGCUCUUACACGGCGAGCAGGAGGAGACUGGAGAGGAGAGGGAGGGGAAAAUUAUAUGUUGGGGUGAUGAAAAAUAUAUAAACACAAAAAAAAUAUUUAUAUGAAGAAGUAAAAAAAAAAAAAAAGUUUUUAAAAAAACAACAUAAAAAUUGAAAAUUGAUUCUGCUGAUCUAAGCCCAAAACCUGUGAAGUGAAGUGUGUGUAGGCCUAUGGCCUCCCUACCGGCACUCGCACCCAGGGAAUGAAGAGAGGGAGAGAAGGGGGGAGGGAGGGAGAGAGAGAGAGGGAGAGAGAGAGAGAGAGAGAGACUUAACUGGAAACGGUCAGAGAUGCACUUUGAACAUGACGGGAGCCAGCAGCUGCCUUACUAUUUUACGGUCUGACGUGUAAGUGGAGCGUCGCCCGCACCGCUACGCACCGCCCUCGCUCGCCCUCGCUCGCUCGCCAGGGAGACGUGUUCAGAGGACAUUGUUGCCACGGGAUCGCAUUCCAGCCAAUCCCGCGAGAGGAAACUGUAUGCGGGAGAGACAAGACAGCGUGUCUCUCACUCACACAUGUGCAUGUACACACACACACACACAACUGUACACGCACGCACUUGCACACACACACACACACACAAGGACACACACACACACGCGCACACACACACACACACACACGCAGCAGUCUUACACUGUCAGCUAGCAUAGCCACCAAUGUCAGCUAGCACCUGAACCACGUGCAUUUGCGGGGCCUCCGCUGGUUUCCAUAGCAACACCAUCCCCCACCCCUCUUUGCAUGGUACACUUUUCACUCCUCUGUUUUACUCUGUUGGUUUUGUUUUGUUUUUGUGUCUUGUUGUAGUUUAUUUCUCCAUGUUUUGCUUUGUAUUAAAGACAAAAGUUGAGGGGAAAGAGAAAAAAACAUAUAAAGGAAAUCUCCAUUUAUCAAAUAUCCCCUUCCCACUUUGGUUCAUAUUUGUUUGAUGUCCCAACGAUCUUCACCAAGAGAUGAUAUUCUUAUUUUGAGAGAUGUGCAAUAUGUUUUAUUUUUUUAAAAGAUAAAUUAUAUAUUUUGCCAACUAAAGGUUUGUAGUCUGUUCAUCAUUUUGAGUUGUCAUAGAGGUCAUCUUGGGGUCAUCUUGAUUUCCUUUUGAACCACUCCACAGGAUUGGCAUGCAGUAGUGCCCUGGCCAACUGUUAAAAGGGAAGGUACUUUACCAUUGACUGUGCUGGUUUUUCUUUUUCUUUUUUGGUGAGAAUUGAACCCAUUACACUAGUACAUGGCUACACUAAAACAACAUAGGGCUGAAUAUGAAGUCUUAUCACUAGAAAGGAUAGAAAAAAAUAUACAUGUUAUUUAUUACAUUUUGAGAAUCGAGUACGAUUUGUUUUUGUUAUGGUGUUUGUAACAGAAGCAUAAAUAGUUUUGCAUGCGAUUGUUGUAUUUUUCUGCCUCCGUUGUGGAACUGUAAAAGUGAACUAUUAGUGAUUUAUCGAUGCGAAAUCCCCCCUUUCUAUUGGUCGAAAGCCUAUUGCUUGCUGCCAUUUAUCUUGUGAGAAUAACUUGGGAUACCCAAAGAGAAGAGAGUGUGUGUGUGUGUGUGUGUGUGUGUGUGUGUGUGUGUGUGUGUGUGUGUGUGUGUGUGUGUGCGUGUGUGCGUGUGUGCGUGUGUGUGUGUGUGUGUGUGUGUGUGUCUGUGUGUGUGUGUGUGUGUGUGAUAUGAUCAGGUUCUCCCAAGGGAUGGAGUGUUGCCUUUUAAAGUCUUUACCAGUAAUGCUGUUUACCUCAGUCUAAGAGGAGGAUAGGAAUGAGACAGCCUCAGUAGUGACUAAGUCCUUGUCUUAACCUGUAGAGUGCAAUUGGACUGUUGCCACCACUACGGCUCCAUUUAAACAUCAGCUCUAUUUCUUUUCUUUCGUUUAGCUCCGUUUGUUUUCUUUCUUUUUCACUUUCUCUCUAGUUUGUCAUGUUGUUAUUGUCUGUUAUUGGUGUUUUAUUUGUUGCAGGUGCAGCAUGGUGUUUGUUUGUUCUUUAUUUUUCAUUUUAUUUAAAAAAAGGUACCAUUUUCUGUAUCUUAUCACUACAAAAAAAAUAUAAAUUUAUUUUGUGCAAAACGUCAUGACAUAAUGACCUUGUGUUGUUUUUUUCGAGUAUUUGUCUGUCGGAAAUCUCCAUAUAAAGGGCUUUAAUGGAAUACGUGGAAUUUUUAUCUCACAUUUUAUUUGAAUGGCAUUUUGCAUGAAGGAUAUACUAUGUAACGUAAAUUAUAUCUGGUUUAGACAGCUCGUUUAGCAAAAAAGCUUUGGGAUUUCUUUUGUGGGUGCAUCUCACCUCUGAAGUUGAGCUGUGGCCUUGAGAAGGUUUGUGACCGCGUGUGAGAGAGAAUGAAUGUGUCUGUGUACGGUACAUGCGUAUGUAUUUAUGUGUAUGUUUGUGGUGUAUGCAUUUAUGUGCAUAAUUGCCUGUACUUCCCUUCUUUGUGGAUAUAACUGUGUGUGUGUGUGUGUGUGUGCGUGCGUGCGUGCGUGCGUGCGUGCGUGCGUGCGUGCGUGCGUGCGUGCGUGCGUGCGUGCGUGCGUGUGUGUGUGUGUAUAUAUUAAGGGCCAGCAUCUAAAGAGGCAGCCAUGGAGUGUUUUACUUGAGAACGAUGACAAUGUUUUAUGCAGACAACAGAUAAACAGCAGCCUCCCCAUCCCCACGGGAGGGCGGCCAUCUUGUGGGCUGUAUUUUAUUAUUGUUUCUUUGAAAUGCAAUGUAAAAUGGCCUCUUGACUUGAAGAAAAAAAAGCUUUCAAUGACUUGUGAGCCAUAACAACGUAAAAAAAGUUUAAAAGUUGAUGUACAUGUAUUUUUUUAAAAGCAGCAUUGCAUGUUGAAAAAAAGAUAACAUUUAUAUACAGUGAAGGUUAUACUAUUUGUAAGGAUUUUUACAGAGCACAAUCCAAACCACAACAUUUCAAAAAAGAAUUUAUGGUAUUUUUCUAAAGAUCCACUCUGCUGUAUUUUGACAAAGGAUAAAAAACAUUUUAUAUGGAAAGCAACAUAAUGCACCCAAUCUUUAUCAAAAAAAUAUAAGAAGUGUUAUAUUCUGAAAGCCAUUCACAGUCGGUACCCAACAAACAGUGAUUUAUUCGGUUUUAAAAGUCUAUGUUUCUUUUGAUAUCAGAAAGCCCAAUCAGUAAUCUCUUGGUUUUGUGUUGCAGUCUGAGGAGGUGUAUUUCUGUGUAACAAUAAAAGACUUUAUGCCCUGGAAUCUGGA
Molecule: messenger RNA, 5917 nt
Organism: Engraulis encrasicolus (European anchovy)
Lineage: Eukaryota; Metazoa; Chordata; Actinopteri; Clupeiformes; Engraulidae
Product: junctophilin-1-like
Exons: 6
Coding region: 411-2465 (684 amino acids)
Cellular component (GO): endoplasmic reticulum membrane; junctional membrane complex; plasma membrane
Source: RefSeq, a predicted model, not a curated record